Cuculus canorus (common cuckoo) is the source of this 463-nucleotide messenger RNA. Its product is annotated as cytochrome c oxidase subunit 6B1. Lineage: Eukaryota; Metazoa; Chordata; Aves; Cuculiformes; Cuculidae. The transcript is spliced from 4 exons. The coding region runs from base 120 to 380 and encodes 86 amino acids. The record is from RefSeq and is a predicted model, not a curated record. Gene Ontology annotation, cellular component: mitochondrion; respiratory chain complex IV.
GGGGGGUCGAGGCGUCACUUCCGGCGUCGCUCUGCACUACCGCUGUGACUCGGUGGUUCCGGCGCGAGGGCGGCGGCGGUGAAAGUGACUUUGAGAGGAGAGGGCGCUAAUUAGGGGCGAUGGCGGAGGAGAUCAAAGAGAAACUAUCGCGGUACCGCACGGCGCCGUUUGACAGUCGAUUCCCGAACCAGAACCAAACCAAGAACUGCUGGCAGAACUACCUGGACUUCCACCGCUGUGAGCGGGCGUUGGGGGCGAAGGGUUCGGAUGUGUCCCCGUGUCAGUGGUACCGCCGCGUCUACCGCUCCCUCUGCCCCAUCGAGUGGGUGACAACGUGGGACGAGUACCGCGAGGAGGGGACCUUCCCGGGCAAGAUCUGAAGCCCCUGGAGAAGACGGGGCCACCACGGGGCCACCACGGAGGGGACACGGGCGGUUCCUUCACCAAUAAAGACUUGACGUGA